CCAGCCUCAUGACGUGUAAACACCAUAGGAACCAGUGGGACUUCUGCAAGGGGUCUGUGGCUGGUGAUGAACCGCUUCCUUCCCCUUUGCCGGGCGAUAGCCCAGCACUAGUUGAGCUUAGCUGAGCUGAGCUGAGCCGAGCUGAGGUGAGCCAAGCCGAGCCGUUGGGAAGGGGCUGUGGGACUCAUGAUGGCUCCAGUGACACAGGCGCUGCUGCUUGCCUGCCUGAUGCUGCUCUUGCUCCGGCGAGCCCCGGGUGUGGGUGCCCAGGUGGAUCCAGGCUUCCAGCUGCGACAGCCCCAGGACAAGGUGUCAGUGGCAGCCGGGGAGACGCUCACCCUGAACUGCACCAUAUCUGGAGUCAGUCCCCCUGGCCCCGUGAAGUGGCUGAAGGGCUGGGGCAGCAGGAACAUGACUGUUUAUGACCUGGUGGGCUCCUUCCCCCGUGUGACAAGGGCAGUGGAUGGGUCCGACACAGACUUCACCAUCCACAUCAGGGAUGUUCAGCCCGAGGACUCCGGCACCUAUUACUGCGUGAAGUUCAGUAAAUCGCUGAGCGGUGAUGGGGUCCUUCAGCGUGGAAGUGGCACAGAGGUGUCCGUGCAGGCCAAACCCAGCGCCCCAGCUGUGUCCGGGCCCGACCGCAGAGCGGGGCCGGGGCAGUCGCUGCCUUUCACCUGCACGUCUGGAGGGUUCUUCCCCGAAGACAUCAGCGUGAAAUGGCUCAAGGACAAGGCCCUGAUCACGUCUCAGCCACCCCAGAUCAACCCUGGGCAGAUGAAAUUCUCCUUCGAUAUGUCCAGCACCGUGACGGUGACGCUGCAGGAGGGCGACAUCCGCUCGCAACUCAUCUGCAGAGUGCAGCACCCCACACUGGAGGACCCGUUGGAUGGGACCUACCCGCUCAGCAGAGCCCUGCGAGUGUCCCCCAGAGUCCAGGUGGUCAUGGACCCAUCAAGCCCCGUUAAGGUGAACCAGACCGUGAACUUCACCUGCCAUGUGAAGAGGUUUUACCCAGGAGACGUGACCGUCACCUGGCUGGAGAACGGGACGGAGCUGAAGGUUCAGAACGUCUCCCGGGCGAUGGAGACCCCCCAGGGCUUGUUUGAGCUGAGGAGCCUGUUGGAGGUCCAGGCGACGGAGGAGAAGAACGGGUCUGUGUUCACCUGCCGUGUGGUGCACGAUGCCCAGGACCCCGUCACCAGUAUGGCCACCCUGCAGAUUGUCCCGCUGUCCAAGGAGGGACAGGGGGACUGGUCCCAAACAGAUAACGGUGUGAACCUUCUGGCCAGCCCCGUCCUGUGGCUUGGCAUCCUGCUGGAGAAGGGGCUCCUCGGCGGCCUCCUCAUCUUCCUCUUCAAGCGCGGGAGGGCAUGAGAGAGAAACGCUGGGGCUGCCGCCCCGUUCUGCUCCUUGUCCGCCCGAACCUUUGUCUUGUGUACCUGGAAAUAAACGGGCCGGUGUGCA
This is a messenger RNA of Columba livia (rock pigeon), 1467 nucleotides long. Its product is annotated as tyrosine-protein phosphatase non-receptor type substrate 1. Gene Ontology annotation, cellular component: plasma membrane. Bases 187 to 1377 code for a protein of 396 amino acids. Lineage: Eukaryota; Metazoa; Chordata; Aves; Columbiformes; Columbidae. The transcript is spliced from 5 exons. The record is from RefSeq and is a predicted model, not a curated record.